This is a messenger RNA of Phoenix dactylifera (date palm), 2004 nucleotides long. Its product is annotated as laccase-11-like. NCBI's taxonomy places the organism in Eukaryota, Viridiplantae, Streptophyta, Magnoliopsida, Arecales, Arecaceae. Gene Ontology annotation, biological process: lignin catabolic process. Gene Ontology annotation, cellular component: apoplast. The record is from RefSeq and is a predicted model, not a curated record. Gene Ontology annotation, molecular function: hydroquinone:oxygen oxidoreductase activity; copper ion binding.
UCAUUUUUAAUCAAAACUAUGGCCUUCUCCUUCUAUGUAUCCUUUCUCUUGCUGGCGGUGUUUCUUACUUUUGGCUCGCUAUCCGCCGAGGCUGCCAUAAAGAAGUAUCAGUUUGAUGUUGGAGUGAAGAAUGUGAGCAGACUCUGCCAUGCUAAGCCAAUAGUUACAGUUAAUGGGAGGUUCCCCGGGCCAACUGUCUAUGCCCAAGAAGGGGAUAGAGUCAUCAUCAACGUCACAAACCAUGCACAAUAUAACAUCUCCAUCCACUGGCAUGGAUUGAAGCAAUUCCGAAAUGGAUGGGCUGACGGUCCAGCAUACAUUACUCAAUGCCCGAUCCAGAGUGGUAGAAGUUACACCUACGAUUUCAAUGUUACCGGACAGAGAGGAACAUUGUGGUGGCAUGCUCGUAUCUUAUGGUUGCGUGCCACUGUCUAUGGUGCAAUCGUGAUCAUGCCAAAGGAAGGAGUUCCGUACCCAUUCCCACAGCCUCAUGCAGAGACGGAACUGGUGUUAGGAGAAUGGUGGCAUGCAGAUGUUGAAGAGGUUGAGAAGCAAGGCAACAUGCUUGGGCUGCCUCCAAACAUGUCGGACGCUCACACGAUUAAUGGAAAACCAGGACCUCUCUUCCCAUGCUCAGAGAAACAUACAUUUGCGAUGGAAGUUGAAUGGGGUAAGACCUACCUCCUUCGAAUUGUCAACGCUGCUCUCAAUGACGAGCUCUUCUUUGCAAUUGCCGGUCACAACAUGACGGUGGUCGAGAUUGAUGCAGUCUAUUGCAAACCUUUCACCACCAGCGCCAUAGUAAUUGCACCUGGUCAGACCACCAAUGUUCUUGUUAAGGCUGACAAAACCCCCGGAAGAUACUUCAUGGCCGCUAGACCCUUCAUGGACGCCCCGAUUGCCGUAGAUAACAGAACUGCAACAGCUAUUCUUCAAUACAAAGGCGUCCCAACCACUGUGAUCCCAAUGCUUCCUCGACUGCCCGCGCCGAAUGACACCAAUUUUGUCAAUGAUUUCCUUGACAAGCUCAAGAGUCUAAAUUCUCCCCAGUUUCCUGCUAAAGUGCCUCUUAACAUCGACAGGCAUCUCUUCUAUACAGCCAGUCUGGGGAUCGACCGGUGCCCAACUUGCUUGAAUGGAACCCGGCUCACUGCAUCCUUGAACAACAUCACAUUUGUGAUGCCCAAAAUUGGGCUGCUCCAAGCUCAUUACUUCAACAUCAAGGGAGUGUUCAGGCCAGACUUCCCCGACAAGCCGGCGGCAGCGUUCAAUUAUACCGGUGCACCCCUCACGGCGAACCUCGGAACAUCGUUGGGCACCAGGCUUAGUAGGAUUCCUUACAAUUCAACGGUUGAAUUGGUGCUGCAGGACACCAACCUCCUCGCAGCCGAGUCUCAUCCUUUCCACCUCCAUGGUUACAACUUCUUUGUUGUGGGGAGGGGGAUCGGAAACUUCGACGCAGAGAAAGAUCCGGCGAAGUUUAACUUGGUUGAUCCACCGGAAAGGAACACUGUUGGUGUUCCUACAGGAGGCUGGACUGCAAUCCGAUUUAGAGCUGACAAUCCAGGUGUUUGGUUCAUGCACUGUCAUCUAGAGCUGCAUACAACCUGGGGGCUUAAGAUGGCAUUUGUUGUGGAGAAUGGAAAUGGACCGGAAGAAUCCAUCUUACCUCCUCCGAAGGACCUGCCGCCAUGCUAGAAAGCUGCAGGAUGAAGCGUCUACUUGCAGUCUCGAUGUCCUGCGAAAGUUGCAGGAGAUUUGUUUAUGACGAGUUUUCAAGGAUUACUCAUCGUCCAUUUGUGUAAUUUGAGCUUGUCCUGAGGCUCUGUGCAAGAGGCCUUUUUGGGUCAAUAAGAUGCCCUACCGAAGAUAACCAACAAGUUUUACGUAUUCUUUUGUUAUUGACUGUAAGGCUCCAAGUAAUUAUUUGCAGGACUACAAUAAAAACUGUUAUUCAUUUGCAAUUGGUUGCAGAAGCAUGAGGUUGAUAUGUAAAAGAUUGUU